This is a messenger RNA of Drosophila takahashii, 1698 nucleotides long. NCBI's taxonomy places the organism in Eukaryota, Metazoa, Arthropoda, Insecta, Diptera, Drosophilidae. The record is from RefSeq and is a predicted model, not a curated record.
AUGAACGUGACCAGCCUGCUGCAGUUCGAGUCGAUGAAGUACAUCGGCGCCCAGACGCAGGCGGCGGCCAUCAACCAGCACGUGGCCCAGGCCCUUCGGGUCUUCAUCGAGGACUUCUACCAGCGGAUCGCCCCCGCCUUCAUCGUGGUCCUCUCCUGCCGGCGACCCAGUCCCAUGAACUUCUACCGCAACAUCAUGCAGCUGCUGUACGAGAGCGUGGACACGAUGAUCGUCCAGCUGGUCCUGGUCGAGCUGGGUCGUCCGCGGCGCAUCGAGGGACCAAGGACACACAACCUGCUGCUGGUGGACUCGCUGGAUGCGCUGCUCGACAUUGAGAUCCACACAUACACAGCGCAGUCGGACGGCAGUGAGUACUACUUCAUCUUCCUGCAGCAGAGGGAUGCCCUGAUUCCGCAGGACAUGCAGGGUGUGUUCGCCUACUGCUGGCGCCACCAGCUGAUCAACUGCAACGUGAUGACGCAGAGUUCCGGUGGCCAGGUGCUGCUCCACACGUACUUUCCCUACGCGGCGCCCGGCCAAUGCAACGAUUCGCAGCCCACCAGGAUCAAUACGUUCCUGGGCAGGUCCUGGCAGCAUCGGGAUUACUUUCCCUCCAAGCUGCACAAUCUCCAGGGGUGUCCCUUGGUGGUUUUGGCCCGGCGAGUGUCGCCCUUCUUCGAACUGGACGAGGGGCAGCGGGAACUGCGGGGAUUGGAGGGACGUCUGCUGCAGGAGUUGUCGCGCCGGAUGAACUUUAGCAUUCAGUUCGCGGGACUGCAGGAUCAGCAGAGGAACCGAACCACCUGGUCGGAGAAGCAGCUGCUCCAGAAGUUGGUGCAGGGACGCAUAGCCCACCUGGCGAUCGGCUAUGUGAGGAAGCGCAUCCAGUACUCCUCGAACCUGACGCCCGUGUUCCCGCACUACUCGAACCGCCUGGUGGGCUGCCUGCUGCUCAACGCCCACAACCUGACCAGCCUGGAGAUCUGGUCGUUUCCCUUCCAGGCGCUCACCUGGAUCUGCCUGUGGCUCUUCGCCAGCUGGCUGUACUUUGGCCUGGUCGUGCGCUCCAUGUACUCGGCUUUGUUGUUCUUCAUCCUGCGCUAUCAUCUGCACCAGCGGCUGCCGGAGAGUCUGCAGGAUCUGGCCGAUGGCGACUAUGCGGCCGUGAUGAGCCGUUCCACGUGGCAGGAUCUGCGCGAGGUGCCCAGUCUGCAGGAGCUGCUGGGACUCCGCAGUCUCAUUGUGGCCUCGGAGCGGGAGGAGGAGGUGCUGCGCCAGCUGGAUCGCUGCUCCCUGCGCGACGGAGCCGGCUCACAUCCCCUCUUCUUUGGGCUGCUCUCCCAGGACGCCCUGCUUCAUCUCACCCAGCGGGGCCAUCGGGCGGGCGCCUAUCACCUGAUGGACCAGCACGUCCUGGAGCAGCAGCUGGCCAUCUACCUGCAGAAGCACUCGCACCUGGUGGGCCACCUGGACCAGCUGGUCAUGUCCAUUCGAUCGGUGGGUCUGCUGCACCACUGGGCGGGUCAGGUGGCCAGCGAGCGGUACUUCCGCAGUCGGUUCCUCUACCGGGAGAAGCGGAUCCAGCAGCCGGACCUCUGGGCGGUCUACAUCCUGGCCGCGGCACUCUACAUCCUGUCGCUGGUCGUCUUCAUCGGCGAACUCCUGGCCGCCCGACGAGCUGCAAAUGUCGUGGUCUAG